Molecule: messenger RNA, 483 nt
Organism: Strongylus vulgaris
Lineage: Eukaryota; Metazoa; Nematoda; Chromadorea; Rhabditida; Strongylidae
Source: the annotation of a GenBank genome assembly
AUGCAUAACGCCUUCGUGAAUUCUUCCUUUGCUUUAGGUUUUCGUUUAUUGACGGUUUCUCCACAGAACUCUUACACUAGGAAGAAUGUUGGAUACCUCUAUGCAAUCAAAAACGGAGCCAAAUGGAUCUAUGACACCGAUGAUGAUAACAAACCAUAUGGCGGGACUUUUUUAGGUCGAGGGCUCUCACAGUUUGACUUCACAAACACAACAAGUGGUUUGUGCUAUCGUAGAAGGGCCGAAGGAAGCGACACUCAGCAAAAAUUAUUCAACCCGUAUCGCUUCUUCGGCAACCCUGCCAUGUGGCCCAGGGGUUUCCCUUUAGAACAUCUUAGGAUGUUUAGGCUCCUUCACGCUGACAAAAAGAGCGGUUUAAAUGAGCGAUUCAAUGAGUUUGCUCCACCCGUCGUAUUGAGCCCAGGUAUUAGUUGUGCUUGGAAGCAUUACCAUUGUAUGAAUAAUACUGAUUUUUCAAAUGCGUAG